CAUCCCGCCCGCCGCCUUGACCAACGACGAAGCUCCCUUCUGCCUGCCACCACCAACUCGACCCAUCCAUUUCCAGACGUCAACAAACAAACACCACGACUGUUUUCCAACCGAAGCCGGCGAUUUCCCCAUUUUGUAACACAACUACACUUAGACCGGUCCAUUUAAUCAAAUUUCCAAGAUGUCGGGCAGCGCUGGCUACGACAGACACAUUACGAUCUUUUCCGAGCAGGGAAGAUUGUACCAAGUUGAAUAUGCCUUCAAGGCCAUCACAGCUGCCAACAUCAUGUCGCUCGGCGUCAGGGGGAAGGACUGCGCCGUAGUUCUGUCCCAGAAGAAGGUUCCCGAUAAGCUCAUCGACCCCUCCUCCGUCUCCCACAUCUUCCAGAUCUCGCCCUCGGUUGGCUGCGUCAUCACUGGAUCCAUCGCCGAUGCGCGCGCCUUCGCACAACGCGCCCAGGGAGAGGCUGCCGAGUUCCGAUACAAGUUUGGCUACGAGAUGCCAUGCGACGCCUUGGCCAAGCGCAUUGCCAACAUCAGCCAGGUCUACACUCAGCGCGCCUUCAUGCGCCCAUACGGCGUCGCCGUCACCCUCAUAUCGGUCGACUCAGAGUUUGGCCCCCAGCUGUUCAAGUGCGACCCGGCAGGCUACUACACGGGCUACAAGGGCACCGCGGCGGGUCCCAAGCAGCAGGAGGCCCUCAACCACCUGGAGAAGAAGCUCAAGAACAAGGAUCACGCGCCCGGUGAUUGGAAGGAGGUGGUGGAGUUGGCCAUCACCACGCUCAGCACGGUGCUAAGCAUGGACUUCAAGAAGACCGAGAUCGAGAUUGGUAUCGUCGGUGGACCCAGGCCGGACGGAAAGGAGGGCACAUAUCCCGGCUUCAGGACGUUGACCGAGGACGAGAUUGACGAGAGGCUACAAGCUAUUGCCGAAAAGGACUAAGGGAGGCAGGCAUGCAGACGGAGACUAUUUGCUGGUUGAUGCUGUGACGUGGUCUAUCUGGAAGAUGAAUGAGGAAAGGGAUGCUACCCUGGAGGCAGCUGGGAAAUCAUCAAUCAUCGAUAAAUGGACUCACGGAGAAUCCGAAGAAGAUGUGUGUCUAAGAGAGCUGAAAGCAAACAAUGGAAUGAUAAUGGCCCAUGAGGAAGAUAGUGGGAAGAGAAUGGUAUGGUGAUUGAUUGCAUACGCAGAGAACUUGUUCGCACCAGAGCACGCCAAUACCGUCCGAUAUCAUCUUGCCCAGUUACUAGCACAAGGCUCCAACAUGCCGGCAGUUGGUUUGUUGCUGUGCGUGACAUAGAGUAAUCAUCAUCACAGCCUCACAG
Molecule: messenger RNA, 1329 nt
Organism: Neurospora tetrasperma FGSC 2508
Lineage: Eukaryota; Fungi; Ascomycota; Sordariomycetes; Sordariales; Sordariaceae
Product: proteasome subunit alpha type 6
Exons: 5
Coding region: 182-946 (254 amino acids)
Biological process (GO): ubiquitin-dependent protein catabolic process
Cellular component (GO): nucleus; cytosol; proteasome core complex
Source: RefSeq, a predicted model, not a curated record